GGCCGUCUGGAGCCUCGGAACCUCUUUAGUGCCGGAGUCGGGGCCGCAGGCGGCGGGCGAGCAGAACCUCUGGAUGGACUCUUCCUCGGAAGCUUUGCUAAUUUGCAGCAGCUGGGCAAUGCUCCUCAUUACCAUCUGUCUGUCAGCAUAGUCCAACGUCAUUUCACUGUGGUGGCAGGGGCUUGGCUCCGAAUUCUGUAUAAGAAAGCGCCUGGAUCCUAGUCUUUCAAUGGCUUCAAGACAACCAGAAGUGCCUGUGCUCUCUGGGUUGCUGAAGUCAUUGAUUUCUCCUUGGACUGUUACCAGAAAGGAAGCUCUUGCGCCCAGUGGGCCUCUAGGCAAGAUGUCCCUGCCCAUCGGGAUGUGCCGCCGGGCAUUCAGCUAUGAUGAUGCCCUAGAGGACCCUGCGCCCAUGACUCCUCCUCCAUCGGACAUGGGCAGCAUCCCCUGGAAGCCAGUGAUUCCAGAGCGCAAGUAUCAGCAUCUUGACAAGACAGAGGAAGGAGUGGCCAGUGUCUCUUCCCUUGCUGUGAUUCCAUCAACAGCCACUGACAAUUCAGACAAGGCUCCUGUGGUGAAGGCUAAAGCUACCCAUGUCAUCAUGAAUUCCCUGAUCACAAAACAGACUCAGGAGAGCAUCCAGCGUUUUGAGCAACAAGCAGGACUGAGAGAUGCUGGCUACACACCUCACAAGGGCCUCACCACUGAGGAGACCAAGUACCUCCGAGUGGCAGAAGCACUUCAUAAACUAAAGCUGCAGAGUGGAGAGACAACAAAAGAAGAGAAGCAUUCUGCAUCAGCCCAGUCCACCCCGAGCAGCACCCCCCACUCUUCCCCCAAGCAGAAGUCCAGAGGCUGGUUCCCCUCUGGCUCCUCUACAGCCUUACCUGGCCCCAAUCCUCACACCAUGGAUCCUGGGAGUGGGAAUGACAAGAACUCAGCAGAAAAGUGGAGCCUCUUUGGACCGAGGCCCCUGCAGAGGUCUGACUCUGGUUUUGCCAUCCAGGCUUACAAAGGUGCCCCCAAACCCUCUCCUAUGGAGCUAAUGCGUGCUCAAGCCACACGAGUAGGUGAUGAUCCAGCAACAUUCAAGCUGCCUAAGAUGGAUAUCCCAGUGGUCGAAGGGAAGAAACCACCACCUCGAACCCAUAAUCUCAAACCCCGUGACCUGAAUGUGCUCACGCCCACUGGCUUCUAGAAUGCUUUCUGUCCAGGGUCUGCAACUUUCCCUGGGCUCUGACAUAGGAGUGAUGUAGGUAACUAGAGGCUGGAGUGACAUUGUGCAGAUUGUCCUUGUGUGAGAGAAACCAUUUUGCACUGCUUUCAGGUUGGUGGAAAAUGUCAGUGGUGCUGAGUGGGGAACCUCACUUUAAAAAAAAAAAAAUUAUUUAUCCUAGAGGAAGAUUUGACCCUUGCUUUCUUAGGUAAAUAGUGCAGGUAUGCUUCCAAAACUAUCAACAUGAGCAGUUACAAAUCAUGAUAGAGGUGCCCACCAACUCAUUUGGACAGCCUUGGCUUCCUGACGUGCUUUUUAGCCUUGUGAGUGGGCCUGGACUUGUCUGAGAGCUGGGUACAGCUUAUGACCACACUUGGCAGGACCCUGGCUCUCUAAGUUGAACCACAGGUUCUUUUUCUUGAUUAGUUGAGUGUACACUUUGUCCUGGCCCCUGCAGUUGGAGGGUUGUCUAUCUGCUGUGUCACAGAAUAAACACUAGUCUUGCAUGGUCUCUUUUGCACUUUAACAUGAAAUUAAUUGAGCUCCUACUUGAGUCUACUGGUUUCACACUGAUAAAUGAUUCCUUUUUCCCCCUUCCAUUACUGGGUCCUGCUCAUGCUAGGCAAGUGCUCUACCACUGAUUUUCACUCCUAGUUCCUGAAUCCUAAGCUUUUUUUUUUUUUCUAGUUGUGUGUGUUGUUUUUUGAGAUAGGGUCUUUUACUAUGCAGCCUUGGCUGGGCUGGAACUCCCUCAGUAGACUCAAAGAGAAGAUCUACCUGCUCCUGUCUCCCAGUGCUAGGAUUAAAGGCGUAUACCACCACACCCAGCUCAAACUUUUGUUAAAGAUAGGUACAAUUGGAUUAUAGUCUUCAGGAUCAUCUGAACUUGUUGUCACCUUAUUGUGAUAACCUUGAGAGCAUUUUCCACCAAAUUAGCCUAUGUUCAGUAACACAUCUUACUGAGGAAAGGAUUCUUAUUGUUCACAGGUCUGUUGGGCUUGCACACUGUCACACUCGCUUGCUAGAUCAUUUUAGAUAUUAGUCCUUUUACAUAAUGUGCUAACCUCACAGAGAAGCUCUGGAGUCUAAGAUUGUUGUAAAAAUUAAUUUAUUUGUGUUAUCUUGUACUGACAAUAAAAAUCUUUACUACUUUCUCAAA
Messenger RNA from Onychomys torridus (southern grasshopper mouse), 2375 nucleotides. RefSeq names its product KIAA1191 ortholog. NCBI's taxonomy places the organism in Eukaryota, Metazoa, Chordata, Mammalia, Rodentia, Cricetidae. The coding region runs from base 230 to 1198 and encodes 322 amino acids. The transcript has 10 exons. Gene Ontology annotation, cellular component: cytoplasm. The record is from RefSeq and is a predicted model, not a curated record.